This is a messenger RNA of Purpureocillium lilacinum, 429 nucleotides long. The record is from RefSeq and is a predicted model, not a curated record. NCBI's taxonomy places the organism in Eukaryota, Fungi, Ascomycota, Sordariomycetes, Hypocreales, Ophiocordycipitaceae.
AUGAAGCCGACGAGGCUGCCGGUGACGACGGCGGCUGGCUGCCCUUGGUUGACUGACCGACCCCAAGAGACCUGGUCCCGACCUGUCGUCUCGUCCGAUCUCUCCGGCUCCAGACUGCAAUCACGCACGCAAUUAAUCACGUCGUCUUGGCCCGGCUCCAGACUGUGGCCCCCCCCGACAGCCUCCAGUCCCGGACUUGGUCGUGGCGGUAAAGGCAUCGUGGACGAGGCGACCCAUCGACAAGACCCGGCUCCGACAACCGUCGUCUCCGGCUUAAAUUCAGGGCGCCGUCGUGGCUGCGCGCUGGCGGGGGGGUUCAGGCCGGGACGCCUGCGCUCCCGAGGGACUCGAAUGGCAGCGAGAGAGCGAGUGAGGGGUGGGCGGCGGCGCGCUAGACAGCACCGGCAGACGCUACCAUUCGGCGCCUAG